AUGCCAGGUGCAAGUCUCAGACCAUACGGCAUAACAUCGACGAGCUCGCGCAAGGCCCCCCCCCUUGCAUGCCAGCAUGUGCAUGAUGCUUCGGAAUGGGAGCCUUACGCGCUUGGCGACUCCAUCGUCUACCCCAGUCACGAGGAGUCCGAGUGUACUGCCCCACUGGCGUUCUUCCUGGCGGUCUCGGUCUCUUGGUGGGCUGCGCGCCAAGGUCUUGCCGUUGCCAAGAUCCAUCGGCUCCCCCCAUUCGAGGCGACCGGAAGGAAAGAGCAUUGGCUGCAAAUCGACCCCGAUGCCCUUAGAUCGAGAGCUAUGGCACCUCGCAAUAUCACUGGGACUCCGGCCUGCUCAAAUCCCGGGCGCAGCCGAGCUCCCGGUUCGAGCCUUGGCCAAGGACACAGUGGUGGACAAAGGUGUUUUGCCCAGCGGCUGCAUCUACGUCGGACAAGGCAACUACCAGCACAGGCUCCCCACUUCGCAGUGGCGCGGCCCUUGGGUGGCGGCCUGAAUUGUGAUCCAGCCGAGAGGUUGACCCGAUAUGCGGAGUUCAUCCUGACCGAGCUAUGGAACGAGCUGGACCAGCUUUGGGGCAUGACACUCCUAUGCGAUUGUCCUGUCGAGGUGCCAUGUGAAGCCGAUGUGUUGGCAGGCCUCCUCUUUGAUUGUCGUCGCGGGGAGCCUGGUGAUCACCAUUGCAAGGCAUCCGCACUGUGGUGGCCGGAGCGAAUCGCACCGAGAACGGCACUCCUGCGUGGAUCCCGAGUUGGGCAGGCGGUACCUGUCUUGUUCAGGCAGGAGGCGAUUAUCCUCCGCUUUCGCAAGCUGUUUCCAGCCGAAUGGUUUCGGGGAUUCCGCUUUCCUAUGAUCGAGGACAUCAUUAACCAGGCCCCGUUCGACUCUUUUGGCCUCUGGCUAGUCGCGCGGGGGGACGAGUGGGAGGGACCCCUCGUUCCCAUCGCCACCGAGAAGCAGCAGCGCUUUCGGCAGCGCACGGCCGAUGGACAACAGAUUGGUGCCUCCAGCCAUCGGGCGGCCAUUCCUCCGUUGCUGCCCUUUGGCCUCACAGCGGAUGAGCAUUUUGAGCAGUCCUUGCACUUGGGCACGCGGCCACUACCGACGGAAUUGCACCCAGUCUUGGACACCGACCUCAUCUUUGCGGCGGACAUGCAUGCAAAGCACAGGGGGUCCCUGCGUGCCAUUCGCCAGCAAGCCGUCGGGUGGGAGUCGGUCGGGGACGCCUGGGAGACGGGCGGCGAGGAUUGGCCGAAUGCCUAUCGUCACUCGCCAAUGUCUUCGGCGGAGGCUCGUGCCUGCGUGGUGUGUUUCUGGCAUCACGAGUGGCAACAACCGGCCUUCCAGCUGUACGCGGGAUUGUUGUUCGGUCUUCCGUUGGCCGUAACAUCUUUCAAUCGCUACUCGAGACUCGUGGAAGCGCUCGGCAGACGGCUCGUAUCGGUUCUGGUUUCCCUCUAUUUUGACGACGCGAAUUUGGGAGACUGGGCUUCUUCUCGUGGUUCAGGAAGUUCAGGCCAGUGGGCCUUCGAGCAGCUGAACGGUAUGCUGGGCACACCGUUUGCCGAGUCGAAACGUCAACCCAUGUCCAGCCGGGGGGACUUUCUUGGCCUCUCUCACGACGUGUCCAAGGCCCUGUCCGAUGGAGUCAUCAGGUUUUGGCCACGCGACCGGAUCGUCCAGAAGGUCGAGGACAUGCUUUCUGAGGCCGAGUCCAGUUCAUGCCUCCACCCAGGUCAGGCCUCGAAGCUUUAUGGAAUCCUGAACUUCUUCGAGCAAGGAGUCUAUGGCAAGGUCGGAGCUGGUAGCCUCUGGGCCAUCAAGGAGCGGCAGUAUGAGACCCUCACGCAGGUCACCCCGGACUUGCUGGACAACUUCAGGUACGUGCGAGCUGUCAUUCGCGCGAGGCCAGAGCGUCAGUUGCCGGUCUUUUCCCUCCC
Symbiodinium sp. CCMP2456 is the source of this 1955-nucleotide messenger RNA. Lineage: Eukaryota; Dinophyceae; Suessiales; Symbiodiniaceae. The record is from the annotation of a GenBank genome assembly.